Messenger RNA from Paramecium octaurelia, 548 nucleotides. NCBI's taxonomy places the organism in Eukaryota, Ciliophora, Oligohymenophorea, Peniculida, Parameciidae. The record is from the annotation of a GenBank genome assembly.
AUGGCCGAUUCAGAUGAGAGAUAUCAAAGAGCAUUAAACAAUGAAUUCCAUUCAGAGUUUCUAGAAUUCGAGGGUCAAGAUGCAAACAAAGGGAUUGAUGUGAGAGAUCAAUUCGGAAAAAGAUUACACUAUUGGAGGUACGAAUAAUAGAAAAUAUAAAAGUGCAGGAGACAAUAUAUAUACUGUUACAUUUAAAAAGAUUAAGACUAGAUUGCAUUGGUUUUUCAAUCCUGACACUUAUGAUAAAUAGACAAAGAAACAAAUUUCAAGACAAGCCUAGUUAUAUAACAUCUAAAUUGUUUUGGGACUCAUCUUUGUAUGUCAAUCAUGAAUAUCAAGAUAAUAGCCCCUUUAUCUAUUGCUAUUACAGUAAUUUAGCCUAGAGUAGCAAGAGCAAAAAGAGAAUUCCUAAUGCACCAAUACGAUAAAAUAAAGUAGAUUAAUAAAUUCACUAAAACACUAGCAUGGUUUCCAAAGCCUUGGGAGUGAAAUAAUAAAAAAUGGAUUUUAAGACAUUAAAAAGGUUUCUUUACAAAAAAGAAGAAUGA